GUCUCGGCCGGAUGUGGUGGCGAGGGGGCGGAAUGCGUCGGUCCGCGGGCGGGGAGGUGAGCUUUCGGGGUCGGAGUGAGGGACUGGAGGCCUCCCGGCUGGGUCAGUGUAAUCUGAAGGGCGAUUCUCAUCACUACACCGAGUCUAAGGCUUCGGGAAGGGCGCGGAACUGAGGCUGGGCUUGGUACCAUUCACUCUGCGCUUCUGUGAAGCCCAAGGCCUCCGUGGGGUCAAAUUCCGCUUCAUUCGGCGGCGGGAAGGUGAGGGAUCGCCGAGUUAUCUGCGGCGGGGAGUGACAUAUGGAGACUGAAAAUGAAUCUCUUCCGUUGGAGAACGCUUCAAUUCUGUCUGAGAGCUCCUCACAGGAGGGGCAUCGACUCUGGAUUGGCAAUCUCGAUUCUAGGUUAACUGAGUAUAAUCUUCUAAAGCUGCUGCAGAAGUUUGGAAAAGUGAAGCAGUUUGACUUCCUGUUCCAUAAAUCAGGUCCACUUGAGGGGCAACCUCGAGGUUACUGCUUCGUGAAUUUUGAGACUAAAGAGGAGGCUGAGCGAGCUAUUCAGUGCUUAAAUGGAAAACUUGCUCUCGCUAAGAAACUGGUGGUGCGUUGGGCACAUGCACAGAUAAAGAGAUAUGAUCAAUACAAAAAUGAUAAGAUUCUUCCGAUAAGUCUGGAACCAUCGUCAAGCACUGAACCAGUCCAAUCCACAUUAAGCAUUAGUGCAAAAAUAAAAGCAAUUGAAACCAAGCUCAAAAUGAUGGCUGAAAAUCCAGAUAUGGAGUAUAAAGGAGCCCCAACUUACUCGUACAAUAAGCCCACGGAAAAAGUGUUGGGUAACAGGUCACGGACUGCUCCCUAUUCUAAGUUUGCUCGUAAAUCCAAACGAUGACUGUGACAGGGACUUCUGUGCGAUCUUCCUCAUCAGAAUUUUUAAAGGCAUUGGCGGCACCGUAACAGACACCAAUUGCUGGACUGUGACGAUAUGAUAUAAUUUAUUUUUCUAAGAAAACAAAUUUAUCUUGUUUCGCUUUCUAGCAUAUAAUAUUCCAGUGUGGUUAUUAAGAUUCCACUUGAUGUCAGGUCUCCAUGCUGGAGAGCUGGUCCUCCAACCUGAGUGUCUGCUUUAACCAAGCUGUUUACAACUCAUGAUGUUGGCUGAUGUUAUUUUACUGUUUGUAGAGCAAGAAUGUUAUCAGAUUUGAUCAUCGAGGAUACUUCAUAAUCAUGUCACUUUUAUACUUGAGUAAACUUGCGAGUUUUCCACAAAAAGCCUUGGAUAUUGGAUAUCUUCAUCUUUCCGUGUUGUUGUGACACACAGAUGUAAAUCUGACAGCAAAGAAUAUCGUAGAAUUUUGUAUUAGCUGUGUUUAAAAUAGUGGAUUCCUGGUAAUUGGGAUACAUUGGAACCAGUACAUUUUGGCCCAAUUAAGCGGCUGCUCCAAUUAGCCAAAGUUUCAUGGAGAUACUUAAAAAGGUAUAAAAAAAGGCAAACUAUCAUUAAGCUGAGUAACAUUUUAUGUAUUUAAAUAAAAUACAGAACAAAUUAGAAUGCUAGAAAUACCAUUCAUCAUCAUCAUUAUGUGCUGUGUCGUAAGCUGUGGUCGAUCAUGGUCUUCCAUUUGUCUUUAAUCUGACCUCUUGUUGUUCUUAUCCUUUUCUCUAACCAUCACCAUGAUUGUUCUUGGCAAAUUUUUCUACAGAAGUGGUGUGCCAUUGUGUCCUUCUGGGCAGUGUCUUUACAAGACGAAUGACCCCAGCCAUUAUCAAUACUUAUCAGAGAUUGUCUGCCUGGUGUCAGUGGUCACAUUAGUAGGAUUUGUAAUGUGCACCAGAUCUCCCAUGACUACAUGUGACCUUGACUGGAGAGGCUACACCUUGCCCAAGGGUUAGCAGAGGGAGAACUGCCUUACACUCCUUUGGUAGAGUCAUGUCACCACCCUGCUACCUGAACUAAUACUAUAAAACUAAAUUAGUUUCUAAUUGUUAUUGUCGGAGGAAUUUGUUUGCUGUGCUCUUUUAAUUUACUAUAAAUGAACAAAAUUAGCGCAGGUACCUAGUGCAGAUAGUGGAUUGCCUUCAUACAAUGCUUUCAACAAUUGCAUCCUCCAAAUCUUCAUUUUCAUUGUAACAUUCAAGAUGACUGACGAUACCUUCAAAUUCUUGAUAAUUCCUAAAGUUGUUGAAGUAGUGAAAUUGUUCACUUGGCUGCUUCUGGCACCUCCAGGCCUGAAUGCUUGAAACCACAUUGAGCAAAAAAAGUUCUGAAUUGUCUCACUGCUUAUUUCUCACCAACUAUCAGUGACAAAAAUAUCACUGCUUUUUGAAGAAAAGCACAUUUAAAAAUUGUUCGCUGUAAACACGGUGUAGUGUCUAACAGCCACACGAGUGCACACAACUGACGCUAGUUAGAAACUGUUUGGCAACAGUCUUCCGGCCCAAUUAAGCAGUGUUGUGCCCAAAUGAACAAAGGGAAUCCCGGCUAUUUUCUCAAUUUAGUUUUUAUUAAGAGUUGUCUCAAAUAAGCCGCGGCCUCAAUUAACUGGAAUCCACUGUAAUUGUAAGAUAGUGUGAGUGGUAAAAUAGAUCAGGUUGUAUAUCAUAAACAUAGAUAGCAAAAGAGAAGAUCCAGGCAAUGUUCAGGGAGUUGAGUGUAGGAGGGAGAUACACUGUUCACGUUUCACAUCAUUAAUAUUUUGACAGAAUUGAAAAUGUUGGGAAAAACACAAGUUUUAAGAUGCAGAGAAAAACAGGGAGGUGGUGUACAAAAGGAAAGGCCCGGGAUAGGGAGGAAGACACAAGCAGUUCAAUGACUAACACAAGAGAUUCAGCAGAUGCUGAAAAUCUAGAGCAAUACACCCAAAAUUCUGGAGGAACUCAACAGGUCAGGCCGCAUCUAUGGUGGGGAAUAAAGAGGUCAGGACCCUUUAUCGUUGGAUUUUGAUCUUUAAGAGUUGUCCCAAAUAAACAGCUGCCCUGAUGAACCCAAUUAACCUAAUCCACUGUAAUGUGGUUAGUUAUCAAUCAGUCUGUGUAGCUGGACUCUGAAACAGCUAUUUGUUUCCCCUGUCACACACUGAAAUCUACAAAUGCAUUGUGGUUGGUGGGUAUAUUUUUUUAAAUGAAAGUAAAUUUUACUCAUCUGUAAUAAGAGCAGAUGAGUACAUAUUUCUAAAGUUAUAUACUUGGAGUCCAUGACUCUUGAGUCCCAGAUCGAGUCCUUCCUUCCUGUGCAAACCUGACUAAUACCUCACGUUUGCUCAAAGGGAUUCCUUGCAGAAUGUUAAAGAGAGAUCUUGCCACUAAUCAGCUAUGGUUUCCCCCUCGCAUGCAAGGGGGACACAAAACAAUUUAAACCGUUGGUAACAAAAUAUUUAGCAUACAGUAAUAUGAUCACGGACCAGUCAAGUAUUGUAAUGUGCAAACAUGAAGUCGUAAAUAUUUACAAAAAUUGAUACUGUCAUUCUAAACUGCCUUGGAGUUAAAUUGCUUCAUGCUUCAAGGGCUGAAGUUCUGAUCUUACCAUGUAGCCGGCCAGAUGUCUUAAACACGAUGCACAGCUUUGUGAAGACAGAGCCUUUCAUAUGUUAGCCAAGCCACUAAUUCAGUCUCAGGAACUGACUGGUCUCUUUUUUUAAAUACGAGCCACCCAGAGAGGUAAGAUUGCUUCCUUUUCUGCCCCCAAGACUUGGUAUACAAAUCAGGCCCAAAGUGACUCCAUAAUUCCCAGUUAUACUGAAGUUCUUAAACCUGUACAACUUGAAGGCAUAGCGGUUAGCUCAACACUAUUAAAGCUCGGAGUUUGGGGUUCAAUUCCAGCAUCUUCUAUAAGCAGGUUUGUGUGAUCCUUUCUGUGUGCACAUGGGUUUCCUCUGGGUGCGCUCUGGUUUCCUCCCAUAGUCCCAAAGAUAUACAGGUUAAUUGGUCAUUGUAAAUUGUUCUGUGAUUAGAUAGUGUUAAGUCAAGGGUUGUUGGGUGGUGAGGCUCCAAGGGUUGGAGGGGCCUGUUCAACACUCCCUCUCAAUAAUUAAAUAUUUUUAAAAAUCAUGAUUUUAAUUGGAAACCGUAUUUUGUGACUCAGUCCCUUUCUAAAGGUUGUGAAUCCAUGCCAAUGAUGGUAAAAUGUUAACAUCACUUCUUGUAUGAAAUUUGUUACUUAUACUUACAAUUGACCAUACUAGAGUCAAAAUCAGAUUGGACACAAGUGUGUUGGUGGCUUUUUUGUACAUUUUGUGACUGGUUUACCAGUUUCCUUUUCUGUACUGCCCACGUUGUCUUUUUGAGACUUAAAAAAAUAAACAUAUUUAAACAAA
Messenger RNA from Hypanus sabinus (Atlantic stingray), 4308 nucleotides. It is a transcript of the gene rbm18, whose product is annotated as RNA binding motif protein 18. NCBI's taxonomy places the organism in Eukaryota, Metazoa, Chordata, Chondrichthyes, Myliobatiformes, Dasyatidae. Gene Ontology annotation, molecular function: RNA binding. The transcript has 6 exons. The coding region runs from base 300 to 887 and encodes 195 amino acids. The record is from RefSeq and is a predicted model, not a curated record.